GAUUCGAGUUAGUCGAGAGCCGUAAUCAUGAAGUUGUGGACGUGUGUGUUGCUGCUGUGCGCGGCGGCUGUGUGCGUCACAUGUGAGCAGCCGCCGAGUGACGAGGACUGGCUGGAGCUGGACACCCCGCAGGGACCGGUGCGCGGCCGCAGGGAUCCCAACUCGGAUAUAUAUGCGUUUUAUAACAUACCCUACGUAACACAACCUUUGAACGAAGACAAAUACAAGCCGGCUUUGCCUGCACCAGUUUGGACAAAACCUUUUGACGCCGUCAACAAGCAUGUCAUAUGCCCGCAGCCGACUUUCCACAUAGACCUUAUGCCGAAACACAUGGUGAUGCAAGAAGAUUGUCUCAUCGCUAACGUUUUUGUACCAGAUACAAGAAAAAAGAACCUAUCAGUGCUUGUAUAUGUUCACGGUGGAGCAUUUGUGAUGGGAUAUGGUGAAAUGUUCUCAGGAAAGCGCUUAAUAGAAAAGAAAGAUGUUGUAUUGGUCACUUUUAAUUAUCGACUGGGAAUACACGGAUUCCUUUGCCUAGGUACUGAUGAUGUACCUGGCAAUGUGGGUAUGAAGGACCAGGUUGCCUUGCUCCGCUGGGUGCAAAAGAAUAUCGCCAGCUACGGGGGAAACCCGAAUGAUGUCACUAUUGCAGGAUACAGUGCUGGGUCUGCAUCAGUAGAUCUCCUAAUGCUCUCUAAAUCAGCAGAAGGAUUGUUCCACAGAGUCAUACCAGAAAGUGGUGGAAAUCUUGCCGCUUUUUCAAUCCAGAGAGAUCCUCUUGAAAUUGCCAAAGAUUAUGCAAAGAGAUAUAACUUUACCGAAGUUGAUGAUAUUUACGCUUUGGAAAAGUUCUACAAGACUGCCCCGAUUGAAUGGAUAACUGAAGAUACAUUUUUUGAUAGACAUGAUUCUACUUUCCUCUUCUCGCCAUGUGUAGAGCGUAAGACCACAGAUGAAGCAUUCCUCACUGAGUCUCCUUUAAGUAUUCUGCAGAAAGGUACUUACAAGAAAUUGCCACUCUUGUAUGGUUUCGCGGAAAAGGAAGGAAUGCUGCGACUAUGGUCUUUUGAAUAUUGGAAACACAUGAUGAAUGAAAAUUUCUCUGACUUCUUGCCAGCUGACUUGCAUUUCAAAUCUAAAGAUGAAAGAGAAGCAGUAGCAGAUAAAGUUAAGAAAUUCUAUUUCGGUGACAAACCGGUUGGCGAUGAUCAAAUAUUGAAUUUCAUUGAUAUGUUUUCGGAUAUUAUAUUUGAUUACCCUAUGCUCCGUGCUGUUAAAUUACAUGUUCAAGCCGGUCACAAUCAAGUAUAUUUGUAUGAAUAUUCCUUUGUGGACGAGGAUACCCCUCUUAUACCCUAUACUAACAUACGGGGCGCAAACCACUGUGCUCAAACAGGAGCUAUUAUGGACGGAUUAAACAUGACGCACUUAGAUGAAAGUUCGAUAACUCCAGCCAUGAAGAACAUGAAAAAGAUCAUGCGAGGAAUUUGGCACAACUUCGUUAAAACUGGUAAGCCGGUGCCGGAAGGUUCAUCACUACCCGCAUGGCCAGCAACAGGGGUCGACUGUUCGCCAUACAUGUCUCUGGGAGAGAAGAUAGAACUGCGUAACGAGCCGCUGCUGGAGAGUCGCUUCCGCUUCUGGGAUGACAUCUAUCAGAAGUACUACCUGGAGCCCAUACCUCCACCAGCACCCGGUGAUCAAUCACACCAAGAAUUAUAAUUAUAUAAGUAAACUGUAAAUAUAUCCUACAUAAAAAUAAACUAAAACUAAUUUAGUUAAUUUAGUUUCUGCAAGAGUGCUCUUUGUUUAAUUAACUAGGGUCAAAUAAGUCAACGUACCUACUUCGAAACAAUGAGACGAGUCUUGCCACUACAGACACGAGUAUUAUUGCUAUCAUAAGACAAAAAGAGCUAUUUUAAUUUAAAGCUUAUUGUGUUUAUUUGUGGUUAAUCUCAUUUUUAUGCUACAAUAUUCCUUGACUUUGAAUAUUGUUAUGUAUGUUUUUAUUCGAAUUUGUCGUUCUUAUUUUAAUCCAAUUAAUAAAAAAAUAAAAGAAAUCAA
This is a messenger RNA of Trichoplusia ni (cabbage looper), 2064 nucleotides long. RefSeq names its product juvenile hormone esterase-like. The coding region runs from base 28 to 1722 and encodes 564 amino acids. The transcript is spliced from 3 exons. NCBI's taxonomy places the organism in Eukaryota, Metazoa, Arthropoda, Insecta, Lepidoptera, Noctuidae. The record is from RefSeq and is a predicted model, not a curated record.